Molecule: messenger RNA, 680 nt
Organism: Melospiza melodia melodia
Lineage: Eukaryota; Metazoa; Chordata; Aves; Passeriformes; Passerellidae
Product: DNA-directed RNA polymerases I and III subunit RPAC2-like
Exons: 5
Coding region: 21-362 (113 amino acids)
Biological process (GO): DNA-templated transcription
Cellular component (GO): RNA polymerase I complex; RNA polymerase III complex
Molecular function (GO): protein dimerization activity; DNA binding
Source: RefSeq, a predicted model, not a curated record
GCCGGGAGCCCGGAACCGCCAUGGCCGGCAGCGGCAGCGGGCCCGCGCUGGAAACCAUCCAGGCGGAUGGGACGGACGGGAACUGCGUCACGUUCGUGCUGCACGACGAGGAUCACACCCUGGGCAACUCCCUGCGCUACAUGGUCAUGAAGAACCCUGACGUGGAGUUCUGUGGCUACUGCAUCACACACCCCUCAGAAAGCAAGAUCAACUUCAGGAUCCAGACCAGAGGGGCCCUUCCUGCUGUGGAGCCAUUCCGGAAAGGGCUGAAUGACCUGAUGGGUGUUUGCCAACACGUGCUCAACACCUUUGAGAGGAGCAUGAAGGAGUUCAGGGCACAGAAGGAGGAGGAGAUGCAGUAGCCUUUGGGAGUGGCAUGGAUGUAAUCUCUGUUGAAUUCCCUGUGUCCAAACAAGGGUUUUUUUUUUUUUUGUUGUUUUUUUAUUACUUUGCUGCAAAAUGUAUUUUCUUUAAUAAUAAAGUUUAUUCAUUUAGAUGCUGCAGAGCUCAUGAUGUGUUCUGCUCAGCACAGGGAUGGAAAGUCAUAGAAUGUGGAGACAGACUGCUCCACAGAUUGGGAAAUUUGGGAAAAUUCUCCAAAUUUGGGAAACUUUUUGCUCUACGGAUUGGGAAAGUGGGCUGUGUUGAUAUUCCUCAGUCUCUGUUUUCCUUGAAACCCA